AUGGGGAUUGGUAGUAUGUCACCACACUUCACCACGCAAUGUGCCUUUCCCGCUUCGCUAUGCUUGCAAGUUCCUGAUGCAAGCAUUUGGCCUACAGCUCUUCAUGGAGCUUCAGUUGGCAUCACAGUUGGCAGAGAAGAAAAUUCUCCGGAUGCCAACCUUAUUAUUGAUGGGGAAUCCACAGGGUUGAGUACAGAUAGUCUGGCCAAUGCUGGUCAUCCUGGCGCAGCCCUCCUGGUUGAUGCAGAAGUCAAAUGGGGAGGGGCAAAGCAUCACCCAGUGGAUAAAGAUGAUGGUGGAAGAAUGCACCCGAGAUCUUCAUUCCAAGCUUUUCUUGAAGUGGCUAAAAGCGGAAGUUUGCCUUGGGAGGUUUCGGAGAUUAAUGUUUUUCACUCUUUGCAGCUUAUACUGAGUGAUUCCUUUGAAGAGAUUGAAGACAGUGGUCCAAAAUCGAUGGUACACUCUCAACAGAAUACGUCUGUGCGGCAGGGAUUUGAUGAACUUAGUUCAGUGGCUUGUGAAAUGGUCAGAUUGAUUGAGACAGCUACUGCUCCGAUUUUUGGGGUUGAUGUAUCAGGAUUCAGGAUUAGUCAAUGUGUGGAAUGCAAAGAUGGCGGAAUUGACAGUAUUACAAGCUAG
Molecule: messenger RNA, 639 nt
Organism: Ilex paraguariensis (yerba mate)
Lineage: Eukaryota; Viridiplantae; Streptophyta; Magnoliopsida; Aquifoliales; Aquifoliaceae
Source: the annotation of a GenBank genome assembly